AUCUUGAUUCUGAAACAUUGAAGCCUUAUUCUUCUCCUAAUGAUUUCUAUAAAACUAUUGAAGGUUAUAGUGACAAUAACCCUAUCAAAAAUAUCACAUGUAGUGGAAGUUGCAAUUUCUACUACAUAGAUGAAUUGAAUUUACCCGAAGCAUAUAUUGAUGUUGAAAUUAAUGAUAUAUUACCAAUUCCGAACUCAUCUUAUACCAUUUUACAAAUGGAGCCAAAGAGUCAGAAUAUUUGUUAUGAAGAAACUCAAAAUAAUGUGUUUGCAUUUAUCACGAGUAUCGGUGGCCUUUAUUCUUUUAUGUCAGCUUUCUAUAUUUUAUUAUUUGGAUCACCAAAAUAUUCUCCUUGGGGUUAUUGUCAAACUUGUCCAUGCUGGUGGCCAUUUCGCCGAAAUUACAAAAGACAUCUCGCAAAACAAUUUAUUUGCAACAAUGGUAUAACUCUAUUUGUUGAUAAUCCACUUGAGUUGCUUUCCGAUACAUCAUCCAUUGAAGACAAAAUAGUUGUAUUAGGAAAUCGGUUAGCUAUGUUGGAAGAUUUAUUAAAGAAAUUUUAUCUUGAUACAAGUUACUUAGAAUUAUUGAAAGAGACACGUGAAAAAUACAUUACUCUUUAUAGAAGUUAUAAAAUACUUGAAUCAAAUAAUACAAUUGAAGAGGGUAGUGAAUAA
Dentiscutata heterogama is the source of this 677-nucleotide messenger RNA. The record is from the annotation of a GenBank genome assembly. NCBI's taxonomy places the organism in Eukaryota, Fungi, Glomeromycota, Glomeromycetes, Diversisporales, Gigasporaceae.